GACACAGUACGGAAUUGGAUGAUUUGGGGGGACUGAAGCUCCAGUGGAUGCAGUACCUACCCCUGGCCCGGCGCUGCUCUGAUAAGCUCCUUAUCGCCAAAGUGACGUAGCGUCUGAGAACACUGCAGAGCGGUACCCCUACCAAAAAUUAGUUUGCACCCGAGAAGCCGAACCGCGAGUAAACAGAUGGAUGUAUCGGAGUAAAUCGAACGAACCGUGACACCAUCGACACCUCUUCUCCAUCGAGUUCAGUCUUUUGUCCCGCCGCUCGCCGAUCUGUCAACAACGGUCACCACCCCACACUAGUCACGACACACAGUCAAUGGCUCCGUCAUCAUGAGAUCUAUGGUGCCGAUUCAACGACCGGCCGCCGUCCGGGGCAUCUCCGGCGUCGUAGGACUGGCUGGCCUCACGGCCACUGGCACUUCCACCCGACCACAACCACCUUUCCACCUCACCACUUCGCAUAGCCAGCAACGACGACGCACUUUGUUCACCUCCAACAGUCUUCUAGCACAAAAUGGCAAUGAGCCUUCGCGACCCUCUCCAUCUCCCUCUUCCACUACCACCACCCAGAAGCCCUCUCCCGCCGAAGAUGCCACGACAUCCCAACAACAGAAAUCCUCCGCCGCCCAAAAGCGCAAGCUCCCACUCAAGAACUCCCUCCACCGCGUCGCCAUCGUCGCCCAAAAGGGCGUCCCCGCCAAGUCGACUCCCGCCAGCACCGCUCCCGAACACACCACCGAGCCCGACGGCCGCUCGACCAUCUCCGCCGUUUGCGUCGCCGAGUCCUUCGACAUGGACGCCGUCGUCUCUCUUUUGACCAGCCACAACUUCUCUCUCGACCCCGACAACACAGGCUUCGACAUCCACGAAGUGGUUCAUGCCCGCGGGCUCAACCACGGGGACAUCUUCGUCUUUCCCUCGGGAACCAUCGUAACCUGGGCCCUUCCCCCUGAUGUCGUCGACACGCUCGCGACACGCUUGCUCAUACCCGCUGCCGAAUCGCCUUUUGUAGAAAACAAGGAGGAGGAAGACCUCGAGUUCACCACCGACCCGACCGAGGAACAAAGUAAAGUCUCCGGCGACGUGGUCGUCCUCGGCACGCGCCGCGAGGUUGAGGCGGGUGAUCGGCUGGACACCACCCUUGCCAAAAUCGCCUUCUCCUCGGGUCUAGCGCGCUCCACCAAACUCGCUGUGCUGGAAUCCAGCCUGACGCGCUAUCUCGAAUCGACACGGCACAUUCCCGACCAACUCUCGCAAGGUCUCAAGGCCCCCCUUAGCAGGGAACUCAUCCUCCAGAAGACCGGUGAACUGCUGAACCUCCGCAGCCAACUGAACCACUACAACGACCUAACCGACGCGUUGCCGGAUAUCUUCUGGGACAGCGAGGAAAAGCUGGAGACGUAUUACAGCAAGAUCGGCAAAGCGUUGGAUGUCGGGGUGCGGAUCAAGACGUUGAACGACAAGAUGACGUAUGCGCAGGAGGUCGUAAAGGUGGCGCAGGAGGUGCUGGACAUUUCGGAAAAGAUGUCGAGUGAGAAACACAGUACGAGGCUGGAGUGGAUCAUUAUUAUCUUGAUUGCGAUUGAGGUGGUGUUUGAGCUGAGGAGGUUAUGGAUGGAGAGAUUUGAGACGCAUGAGGAUGAUGUGUUGAGGGAGUUGAGGAGAAUUGGAGACUCCCUUGAGGCUUUGAAGGUCGAUGGUAGUAAGGCUGUAGGCUCGUCGUCGAAAUGACACAGGCAGACUGAAGAGGUAGUCUAGCCCUCGGGAAAGGAGAUACGUUAGACGGAAAGACGAUGGUCACCAAAUGAUACCCAACUCAUAUGUAUACUGCUGUAUGAAACUAGAUAAACUAGACAAAACCUAGAUAAACAAAUGUAAAACCAAUACGCUUUCAAGUCAG
This is a messenger RNA of Neurospora crassa OR74A, 1906 nucleotides long. RefSeq names its product YagE family protein. Gene Ontology annotation, biological process: positive regulation of mitochondrial translation. The record is from RefSeq and is a predicted model, not a curated record. The transcript has a single exon. Lineage: Eukaryota; Fungi; Ascomycota; Sordariomycetes; Sordariales; Sordariaceae. Bases 337 to 1737 code for a protein of 466 amino acids.